Messenger RNA from Penicillium crustosum, 1401 nucleotides. RefSeq names its product putative MFS phospholipid transporter (Git1). The record is from RefSeq and is a predicted model, not a curated record. Gene Ontology annotation, molecular function: carboxylic acid transmembrane transporter activity. Gene Ontology annotation, biological process: carboxylic acid transport; transmembrane transport. The coding region runs from base 1 to 1401 and encodes 466 amino acids. Gene Ontology annotation, cellular component: plasma membrane. The transcript is spliced from 8 exons. Lineage: Eukaryota; Fungi; Ascomycota; Eurotiomycetes; Eurotiales; Aspergillaceae.
AUGGCCGAACCUCAGUCCUACUCCAAGGAGAUGUCCGAGAAGGGUGUUGGUCCCCUCGAGGAGAACCCUGUCGAGCUAUCGCCUCUCGAAAAGACGACCAAGGGUCGCUGGGAACGUAGCUGGCCCACUAUUGCCUGUGGUGCCGGUCUCUUUUCUGAUGGCUACUUGAACCAGGUCAUUGGUCCUGUCGGUACCAUGCUGACACAGAUCUACGGAGAUGCAUACACCAACUCGACAGCCCAACAGAAUGUGUCUUCGAUUGUUUUUGCCGGCACCGUGGUCGGUAUGUUGAUAUUCGGAUACACUAGUGAUCACUGGUCACCCCUCGGUGCUGGAUCCUACGGAGCUGGCGGCAGCCUGGGUGGUAUGCUUGCUGCUUUGACGGCUUACCGUUUCUUCCUGGGAAUUGGCAUUGGUGGAGAAUACCCUGCUGGGUCAGUCGGCGCCGCCGAGAAUACUGGAGAGCUCAAGAGCGGUCAUCGCAAUCGCUGGUUUAUCAUGUUCACCAACUUCCAGAUCGAUUUCGGUUUCGUGGUUGCUGCUUUAGUGUCCAUGAUUCUCGUCUUGAUCUUCACCGAGGAUCACCUGCACGCUUGCUGGCGUGUGGCUCUGGGGCUGGGAAUGGAUGAGCCUGAGGAGUUCAACCGGGAGCGCAUGCACAAGUUCCCGAUCUUGCUAAUUAUCAAAUUCUACUGGAAGCGCUUGGCUGUUGUUUCUAUCAUCUGGUUCCUUUACGACUUCUCCGCCUAUAGUUUCGGUAUCUAUUCUUCGGCCUGGCUAAAUAUCAUCCUAGGUGACACGGCUCCCUUGUGGAAGAGCUUUGGCUGGACUACCGUAGUCAAUUCUUUCUACAUUCCAGGUUCUGCCCUUGGAGCCUUCAUGAGUGACUGGAUUGGCCCUCGUUACACCCUUGCCAUUGGCGUUGGACUCCAGGGUGUCAUCGGGUUCAUCAUGGCCGGAUGCUACAAGUGGCUUGCCACCUCAGAGAAUGUGGCAGCCUUUGUCGUCGUGUUCGGAAUCUUCUCUGCUCUCGGUGAAAUGGGACCGGGCGAUAAUAUCGGUCUCUGCGCCGCCAAGACCAGCGCUACUGCUAUCCGUGGUCAAUACUACUCAUAUGCUGCCGCUAUCGGGAAGAUCGGAGCUUUCGUGGGCACCUACGUGAUUCCAGUCAUCCAAAAGAAUGCACCCAACCCGAUCCGCGCAGGCCAGGACCCAUUCUUCGUUUCCAGCUCACUGUGCAUCUUGGCCGCAUUCAUGGCUAUUUUCAUGAUGCCGCAAAUCGACCAGGACACCAUUACCCUCGAGGAUGCCAGGUUCCGCGACUACCUCGAGGCUAACGGUUACGAUACCACACAAAUGGGCAGCAAUAACUACCAGAGCGACACUCGCGACCAAGAGUAA